CGGUAAGUGCAAGUUUGGUUGUCAACUUCGUUGGCCAAGACUUUAGUGGGUAUUUCUAUAUUUCUUGCCUCUCGCACAUCUAUGCAAAGCAGAACCAUAUUAAAAUCAAAUCUUGGUAGUUUAUAAAUAUAUAUAUAUAUAGGCAAAUUUGUAUAUAUUUUUUAAUAGUUUUAUCAGGCUCUUUGUGGCGGUAGACAAAAAGCAGAUCUCUGCCUUAUCGCAGGCAUAUAAAUUCAAGUUUUAUCGUUAGACUUUUUGUAUAUUUGGAAAGUCAUGACGCACAGGCCAUAGAAAUCCCCAGCCAGUUAUCAUAGCUAAAAAAACCUCGAAUCGAAAUGGAAUUAAAAUAAAAUUAAGAGAAAAAGAAGAACUUUAGUAACUAUUAAUAAUGUAUUCUUUUUCUUAAAUCUUUUGUGAUGAACAUUUUAGCAGAUUUUAGCAAAUUGAUUACAAAUUUCACAAAACUCUGAGAUAGCGCAUCUCUCAACGGCACUUGAGUAUUAUCUCAAAUUUGCGUAUUUAUUUUGAAGAAAAUUAUAUAGUGGCUAAAAUCUCGAUUAGGCGCCCCUCAACUUUUGGCCCGCUUAAAUUAGUCACUCGACGUGUGUGCAGGCAAAGCGCCUGGCCAGCAAUAAUUAUAUACUAAUUUAGCGUAUAAUUAGCUAAUUAGAACUGCGCAGCAACUGCCGCAAAAACGAAAAAAAAAAUGUUCCGGCAACACCUUCUGUGCAAAAAAGAAAAAUGUGCAAAAAUAUUUUUUUAUUUUUUGGGUUUUGCGAAAAAUAGAAAACGGCGAUCCCUUGACCAGACCGUGGCUUGAAAAGCUAUUAAUCAAAAUGCGGCGCUGGCCGCAUGUUUGGCUUGCUGUAAAUAAUAAUGACUUCAUAAUUGAUAAUUUUUGCCCAGUUGCUGGAAGAAAGUUAGUCGAACUUGGCAGGCAGUAGCCAAGGCACACACACAAGGCACACAUACUUGCUGACACAUACAAGACCCAUAAAUUAGCCAUCAAUGAAUAUUAAUCAGUUUUAUUUUAUUUAAAUUGUAUAAAAAUAUAAUCAAUAACAAGCAAGAGCUGAUGAUAGAAGAGGAACGAAGACUAUAAACUAAAGUUUAAGUGUGUGCAGGCAGUAAAUUAAAACGAAAUCAAUUUUAGAUAAGAUCCCAAAUGGGAGCAACACAAAUUUUUCACUCAUGCCCAUGCCUAUGGCUAAAAAAAAAAAAACUAAAAGGAGGAAAAAAGAAAUACAAUUGGAGUCAAGCUGGGGGAAAGAGAAACACCUUAAUGGCAUUUAAUUAAAACGAAGGCAAUAAAAAACUCAAGGUAUUAAAAUUAUUAAAGUGAAACGUCGCCACUUUUAAAUUAAAAACGACAAAAAACGGAAAAAUAAAACUAAUAAAAAGCAAUUCCAAAUCAACGCCGCAUUCAGCAAUGCAAACAAAAGACUCAAGCAACGAACUCUAUGGCCAAGAUAAGCUUUACUUAACUACACUAGUGAAUAACUUUGUAUUAACUCUUGAUCAUCAUCGUUGGUAUUUUUUACCUUUUUUUUGGUGAGCAGGAACAAAAGACUUAGGCAACGAACUUGUUAACGCUCUCAGGCAAAAAUUAUGAAUGAAAACGAAAAGCUGAUUAUGGUUUGCCACUGAAAGAUGCUUAACUUACCGAUCAUAUCUCUAUAUGAUGGUGUUCUAAGAAUACGUCGAAACGUCAUAAUCGUUAGUUAGGCUUAAGCUUCAGCUAAUAAUAGAUUUAAAAACUAUAAAUACUUUUAAAGAAAAAACUAGUUUCGGCCACGCUUAAUUAAUAACCAGUAAAUAGUAGUUCAGCUUAACUUCCUGUCGGAAUUUCACUUGACAAACUUAUAUAAUUUGAUUUUUUAACAUUAAAUUAGUCACUCAUUUGUCCACUUAACAUGGCCAAAAUCAUAGACAAAGAUUUUCUUCAAUUAACGGCAAAUCUAGUAUGUUUGCCCAGAAACCGACAAAGAUGACAAAUGAGUGAAAUAAAAGCUGUUAAUUUGUAUGUGAAGCCCCCUUUUUUUUACUCGGGGGUUGUGAAACCACCAACUGAUUGAUUGAUUUUGUUUAUCUUAUUCGUUGGUAUUCAUUUUCUAAUGUCUAAUAUUAAUAAUUAAAAGUCUGUUGCCCGUGUCAUGCAGCCAAAAGCCAAACACCAUACGUGUUAAACCGCCAAAAGGGAGGAAUAUGCAAAUUUCAUUUUCUGAUGUUUUUCGGUGUUUAUAAUUUUCUAUGAAAUAUGUUGUGCCGCUUGUUGUUGCUUGUUUUCUCACAUAAAUCUGCCACAGGCACAUAGAAAAUUUCACCCAAGAAAGCAAGAAAAAAGCCAAAAAGAAACCGGAAGCUUGGCCGUGGAAUGGACUCCUCUUAACUUUAGCGGGUGUUUAUCAGCGGUAGAAAAUUUUCAUAAAUUUCUUCUUCUUUUUUUUUUAACCAUAUAUGUAGGUUUUUGCACUGUAUUUUUUUCUCACUUUCGCAUAAUUGUGGUACCUCGAAAAUAUCGUUUUUUUUUAAUUUUUUUUUGGCUUGUCUCUUUCUUUCUGGGUCUGCGCUUCCACGCUCCUCAUGUCAGACACUUUGUCAAAAUAGCAUUUGUUACGCUGUCAGUGCCAGCCACCAACGCACUGGACAGCCACAAAGGUAGCAGCCACAGCAACAGCACCAACAAUAACAACAACAACAAGGGGCAACAUCAGCAAAAACAACACCAACCAUAGUAAUAACGAGCGUUAUCCAAGCAUCAUCAUUAUCAACUUUUAACCAUCGGUUUAUGUUGUUUGCCACCGAAAUGAUUUAAUUUUGACAGACCUUUUUUUUCCACGAGGUAUGUGUGUACAAAGUUAUUUUUUUUUUUUGUCGUUUCUUUUCUCAACUUUUUAUGUGUGGGAGUUUUUGGAUUUUAAUUUAAAUUUCUUUGUUGUUGUUGUUGUUCUUGUUGUUGGCCAGGCUGCUGUCUAUUUUGGUAAUAAUUUUUGUCGUCUUGUUGGUGUUUCUGCUGUCGCUUGAACUUUAUUUGAUAUGCAUUACCCCGGCCUGGCUUUCGUCUUUGUUUAUUUCUUCUACGACUUCUCCUUUUUGGCAUUAAGUGCUUGUAAAUUGGGUCAGUGGGAAGUUACACUUCAGUCGACGUUCAUUCCAUGUCGAUUGUUGUUAUAGUUGUUGUUGUUGUUAUUAUUGUUGUUGUUGUGAACCGUACUUGUACUCUACAACGUCAUGUGUCAUAAAUUUAUUUGUCUGCUGUUCGCUUGGACUGAGAACUUUUGCCUCUGACAUUUUCCCGUUUGAUUUUCGUUUGCUUUACUAUUUAUUUAUUUAUUUAUUUACUGCCAACCACAAAUGCCAGAGAAUUUCCCUGUACUGAGAGAAAAUCAAUGAAAUCUAAGACCUUCUCACUUUGAUUUGGAAGAAAAGAAUUUUUCAAGUUUUUGUUUCUGGACUUUAAAGCUAUUUUUAGUCCCGAAAAGAAGUGUAUUAAAAUUUUAAGGGAAAUUAUAUAAUAAAAUGAUUUUCCAUUGCAAUAAGUUCAUAAAACAUGAUUUUCCCUAGUGCUGGCAAGCAUUUUUAUUGCCCUUGCCUUAGCUGUACUUUAGUUUGAGCAAUGUUGCCACAAACACCUCUCUACUCCUUGUUUAACGAUCCUCAUAAAGCGCUGGCCGCUCUUCCUGCUCCUGGCAAUUUGUGAGUGCCAGUGCAUAAACCGAUUUGUCCAUUGAUCCCAUCCGAUGAUGGCCAUCUGAUCAUCCGAUCUCCGCGGGGGUAUGCAAAUUCCCCGAGGAUUUACAAUAAAUUUAAACCCUGAUUAGCUUUUGGCUGUCCUUUUUUUUUAUUAUUCUUGUUGUUCGCCCGUACAGGUGAGUCCCACACACUCAACCUAUAUAUAUAUAUAUUGGUGGGCCAUAAAAGCCAAACAGUGCACCGUCCUUCGCGGCCAUGGCUCAUUGAAUCUAGAGUUGGAGUUGGAGUUGGACUUGGAGUUGGAGUCGGAGUCAGGAAGCGCAAUGUGCAAUGUGAAGUGACUUUGGCUGUCUGCUGUCUAGACUCGAGACACACUCACAGCUUUCCAAGCUGCAUAGAGGAUCGAGUCGGUGGAACAAGUGCAGCAGAGGAUUGGUCUUAGAGCUAGAGUCAGAGCUAGAGGAUGCAUUCGCGGUGCUUGGCUUGAUUUUUAUUGACACAAGUUGCUGGCUGUCGGUCGAAUGCCCGAGAGUGCCGAGUGCCGAGUGCCGACUUCUGCUGCCUGUUGCAUGGCACACAUUUUGCAUAUUUUAUGAGUUCGUGUCGAUGUCGUUUUGUGCAAUGAGCUUUUUGUUCUUCAGCAGCAGCAGCUCUUUGCAUAAUUAUUGUGGAACGUUUGAUUCGAAUAUUUUCUAGGCAAUGUCAGCGCUACCGGGGAGGUUGUCUUUUCUACUCUUUUUAUCUUUUUUUUUUUUUGGGUCUGUUUUAUGACCACAUUUAGUGGGCCCCAGCCGGCUCAUCUGUAAGUACAAAUACCCACGGGACAUGUGACCCACUUGCCGGGGUAGUAGGUGCCUCCUCCUCCUCCUCCUGCUGCUGCUGCUGCUCCCCCACUGAUCGCAUCGCAUAAAUCAAGAACAGUCAUUAAUGUACGGACGUGGCAUGUGCAUAAGCUUUUUCGAAACAAAUCAAAUCAAAGGGGAUUCCGGGGCAAGACCCCCUGCUAAAUUAGUUUUCACUCUACACAUAUAUAAAGUACACGGAGAUUUCGCUUGUUAACAUUAAUAAUAACUUGUAAUUUGCAGUCGUUGUUGAAAAUCACUCACUCACUGAGAGUGAAGAAGGGAAGAGAAAAAAAAUAAAAAAAAAAAACUAAUUACAACAUUUUUCACAUGUGUAUGGAGGUAAACAUUCAUUCAUAAUACAGACCCAGAGCCAGCAUAAUGUAAUGUAAAUGAGAAAAGCCCGACGAGACGAGAGAAGAUGAAACUUAACCAAAAAAGCGCAGACUUUGAAGAUCUUCCGCUUGGUUGGUUGGCUUCUGGUCUCCCCUUGGGUCCAAACAUCCAACCCAAAACAUACAUAUACAUCUUCCCCCCAGAGAGUGAUCUCAGUGUGUUGUUAAUUUCUGUUCAUUAAGUCAGAAAAUAGCCAGGUUUAAUGUUCGACCGAGGCACAAAAUUAAUUAAACAUUUAUCAAAAUCAACGCCGCCUCUCAGGGCCUUGCGAUAACAGCUUAAGAUCGGUAUAUACUAUACUAUAUCCCCCUGAACGAUGACAUUUGGGCAUUUUAUGAGCAUGACCACCAUUGUUUUGGGUUUCUUUUUAUUCGGAGGGGGAUCUCUUAACUCUUGUCAUUGUACUAGUCAAAGUACGUUUGCCGCGAGAGACUCUUGGCCGAAAUCGUAAACGAAACCGAAAACGAUGCCACAAAUUCCAAUUCCAAUUCCAAGCUGCGACUUGGAUACAGACAUGGACGUCAACAUCAGUUCGCCUGUCGUUCCAAAAUGAAAAAUGCUCAAAAUCCAACCAAAAAACAAAAAAAAAGAAAAAGAAACCGAAAAGAAACACUUUGGCUCGUUAUUCUUGGCCUGAGUUUUACUUUUUUUUCGGGGGUCUCGUUUUUGCCUGAUUCGAAUUCGGACUUGGACGUGGAUAUGGACGUCGACGUGGACGUGGACGUGGAUGUGGAUGUGGACAUGGAAGUGGUUGGGCAUAUCGCUCGACUUGGCCCAGCACUUGAAUUGCACUUGAGUGCUGUAAAUAUUUUUUAAGGCUGCCUGGCAGGGAUCUUGAAGACGAAACGAAUCUCGAAUGCCCUCCCUGAAGGCAGAUGAGCCACAAAAAAAAAAAUGAAACCGAAAUGGAGAUGAGCCAGGCUUAUUAUGAGGUCAGCGGCGGUCUUUUGAAGUUAUCAAAUGCUGCCUGUCAGCAGGUCACUUCAGAAAAGCCAAAUCUAUUGAUAAUGUUGCACAGGCGAAAGCCACACAGAAACUAGGUUGUCUUGAGAUUCUACGAAAAACUGCAGAAAAAUUGAAACUCAAUUAGUAGAAACGUCUUUCGUGAGCGGUUUCAAUAAAAGUUAAACAAGCGAUGGCACAAGUUUUUCUUUUACAAAUUUCCUUUACGAAUUACUAGUAAGAAUCAAAUCCUGAAGGAGCACUCAAAGACCCCAACUUGGUUAGAGAAUUUUACCCCUGAAAAAUGAGUUUUACUUUUUUGGUUUUACUUUUUAGCUUUCGGCUCCUGUUGCUCGUUUUUCGGCUUUGUUGUAAGUCUUUCGCGUUUUUUGGCAAUUUGGGUUACAUUGGCUGCUGUCUGAAAAAUUAUCUGGCACUUAUAUUCACGCUUAAUUGGCAUUUUUUAUGAAACUCGAGCGUGCUGAAAAGUGCAGCAGCCGCUCUGUACAAAAUAUAAACAAACAAAACAAACAUUCGUGCUCUUCUUGUGACUCCUUUGGGUUCCCAGUUUUCCAGUUUCUCCACGUCCGGAAUCCAAGUUGGUGUCCAGCGUCUCUGACAAUGACACUGGCACUCAAAAUCAAAGGAGAAAAAUCAAUUUAAUGAGCAAAACAUGCAAUAAAUUACACACAGCCGGGCCAAAUGAAUUUUAUUUAUUUCAUUUUUCCUCGAUUCGAUUCAACAAAUUGGGUCACAUAUUGCAGGAAUUUGUUUUGUUUUUUGUUUGUGC
This is a messenger RNA of Drosophila eugracilis, 6663 nucleotides long. RefSeq lists its product as uncharacterized. Lineage: Eukaryota; Metazoa; Arthropoda; Insecta; Diptera; Drosophilidae. The record is from RefSeq and is a predicted model, not a curated record.